AUGGCAGGUGGCGGUGGUAACUGUUCCCGCGAGGCGGCCGCAGCGGCCGCGCCACCGCAGUCCCAUCCGCAGACACCGAAGGCGCACCACGCUCACAACGGAAGCACCGCGCAACACUACUACCGCAACUUACGCGACAUAAUCGUCGCAAGCGAAUGUCGCGAGCUUUCCUACUCUGUGCAUGUGCCUCCUCUUAGCUUUAACGGUCGGCUCCGCGCUCAAGUGUGGCAGUCCGCGAGCAUGACGAGCGCCGUGAACUGCGCUCUCGUGCUGCUCUUGCUGGUGCGAGCGGUGCCGGCUCAAGACUACGAUGUGACGGACAUCCAGUGUACGUUCGCCAGCGGCGGUUCCGGGCUCCGCGACUCAGUGACGGCCCUGCUGAGGAAGCCCGAAGGCUUCAAGGGGGCGCCCCUGUUCGCGGACGACCGGGCGACGGACCCGCUGGCGGACGCCGUGUGCCAGAUCAGGCCGGAACCGGAAGACCCCACGGGCCUCCUCUACAGGCUGCGGAUCACGGAUUUCACGAAGUGCGGUGUUUUGAAAAGGAAUCUUCUCAGGCCGGAACCGGAAGACCCCACGGGCCUCCUCUACAGGCUGCGGAUCACGGAUUUCACGAAGUGCGGUGUUUUGAAAAGGAAUGGCUUCGUGCAUGUGCGCGUAUGGUUCCCGCAGUUCCCGGGCGUAGUGAUGCAGUCCGACCAGGAGCUGAUCAUCAUGUGCAAGCCACCUGAGCCCACAAUCAUCGAGAACAAGGCGGCCGGGUUCGCCGGGAGCUUUCCCCAUGGGGCACGAGUUUCAGGGGUUGUGGAAGAAACUCCUGGCCGUUUAGAAUACGAGGUGGCGUUAUACAAGGAAGCACCGCCAGUCUCCCGACACGCAAACCAUUCUGUGGACCUGCCCGUUGAUCAGGCCGUCCCUAUCGGCACCAAGCUGCAGCUCCGCGCCCGAAUCAAUCCGGACUCGGCGUGGCGCCACAUCAAGCUACUGGAGGUGGCCGUGUCUCCAGACCCCGACCGGCCGCACGCGCCCGGAGCAGUGCUCCUGGUCAAAGACGGAUGUCGAAACCGGGAGUUCGCCUCAAUCAUACCGCACCAGCCGGCGCGGUAUCGCGAACGUCACAACGAAGUGUUCCUUGACUUCGAAGCCUUCCUGUUAGCCUCCAUGAAGGAACGCUCCACGCUGUGGAUACACUCGCAGAUCAAAGCCUGUAUGGACGCAGCUGACUGCCAACCAGACUAUUGCCUCGAUUUGUUCGAACCAUCAGGCCAUGGCCGACGUAGGCGUGCGUUGUCGGAAUCCUCCCACAGCCAAAAUGUGAGCAGCGCUACUUUGACGUCGGACAAUGGAUCCACGCCUUUCACGCGGUUCAAAGAGAACCUGGAGUACACUGUGGUGAUGCCCGGGGAGCUGUUCCACCGGACGCCGCCAGAGGCCACCUGCGCCACGUCAAUGAUGCUGGCAGUAGCGCUAGGCGCAUUACUCUUUAUGUCAGCUUUAUUGAUGUGUUAUCUCGCUACGAAGUUGAAUUCGACAAUGUUGAAGAACAGCAGUCUUCAGUCGCCGUCGGGCAAGGGAUUCGAACAGAUCCUAAGGGAAUUGGCACACCAUUCAAUUCCUGAUACAGGGUACACGGGCCGCCCCACCGUUCAG
Messenger RNA from Iphiclides podalirius (scarce swallowtail), 1650 nucleotides. The record is from the annotation of a GenBank genome assembly. Lineage: Eukaryota; Metazoa; Arthropoda; Insecta; Lepidoptera; Papilionidae.